Messenger RNA from Thunnus maccoyii (southern bluefin tuna), 1659 nucleotides. It is a transcript of the gene cstf1, whose product is annotated as cleavage stimulation factor, 3' pre-RNA, subunit 1. The record is from RefSeq and is a predicted model, not a curated record. Lineage: Eukaryota; Metazoa; Chordata; Actinopteri; Scombriformes; Scombridae. The transcript has 6 exons. Gene Ontology annotation, biological process: mRNA 3'-end processing. Gene Ontology annotation, cellular component: mRNA cleavage stimulating factor complex. Gene Ontology annotation, molecular function: RNA binding; protein binding. The coding region runs from base 156 to 1451 and encodes 431 amino acids.
ACUUCACUCUUUACGCUCUUUCAGUGUUGUGACGUAGGACGCACUGUACGUAUAGCGUAACGCACGUUUAGGUCCAGAAGCGCCAUCGGAACUUUGGAGAGGUCAGAUAAGUUGUCGCUUUUGACGGCCCGGGUUUUGGUCACACUGACCCCAACAUGUAUCGUCCAAAACCAACUCUGAAGGACCGGCAGCAUCUGUACAAGCUCAUCAUCAGCCAGCUGCUCUAUGAUGGAUACACCAACAUCGCAAACAGUCUCAUCAGUGAGGUUAAACCACAGACUGUUGUUUCGCCCUCUGAGCAGCUGAUGCAGCUGGCAAAGAUUGGGAUGGAGAAUGAUGACAGUGCAGUUCAGUAUGCCAUUGGACGCUCAGAUACAGUGGCACCUGGUGUGGGUAUCGAUCUGGAAUUCGAUGCCGAUGUCCAGACCAUGUCUCCGGAGGCAUCAGAGUACGAGACCUGCUACGUCACAUCCCAUAAAGGUCCAUGCCGCGUCGCCACUUACAGUCGUGAUGGCCAGCUGAUCGCUACCGGGUCUGCUGACGCUUCCAUCAAGAUCCUGGAUACUGAGCGUAUGCUGGCCAAGAGCGCCAUGCCCAUUGAGGUAAUGAUGAACGAGACAGCACAGCAAAACAUGGAGAAUCACCCUGUGAUUCGGACACUGUACGACCACGUUGAUGAAGUCACCUGCCUGGCCUUCCACCCGACUGAACAGAUCCUAGCCUCUGGCUCCAGAGAUUACACCCUCAAACUGUUUGACUACUCAAAGCCCUCUGCAAAAAGAGCUUUUAAAUAUAUACAGGAAGCAGAAAUGUUGCGUUCCAUCUCCUUCCACCCAUCAGGCGACUUCCUGCUGGUUGGAACUCAGCACCCCACCUUGCGUCUCUACGACGUCAACACCUUCCAGUGCUUCGUGUCCUGCAACCCGCUGGACCAACACACCGAUACCAUCAGCGGUGUCAGCUACAACCCCAGCGCCAACAGCUACGUCACCUGCAGCAAGGAUGGCAGCAUCAAACUGUGGGAUGGCGUCUCCAACCGCUGUGUGACCACCUUCGAGAAGGCCCAUGACGGAGCUGAGGUGUGCUCUGCCAUCUUCUCAAAGAACUCCAAGUACAUCCUGUCCAGUGGCAAAGACUCCGUGGUCAAACUGUGGGAAAUCUCAACAGGCCGGACGCUGGUCAAAUACACAGGCGCGGGUCUGAGCGGCCGUCAGAUGCAUCGCACACAGGGCGUGUUCAACCACACGGAGGACUACGUGCUGCUGCCAGACGAGCGCACCAUCAGCCUGUGCUGCUGGGACUCGCGCACGGCCGAGAGGAAAAACCUGCUUUCUCUGGGUCACAACAACAUCGUCCGCUGCAUCGUCCACUCACCCACCAACCCGGGCUUCAUGACCUGCAGCGACGACUUCAGGGCCCGCUUCUGGUACCGCCGCACCACCACAGACUGAGACACGUCCCGCCUCGACAUCUCUCUCUCUCUCUCUCUCAUCCUUCCCACCCCCACCUGAACUGCUGGACAGCCUUCCAUGACCUCACCGAACUCGUCACUGUCUGAUCUGUGGCGGUCUUCGUUUCUGCUUAAUUUGAAACCGUGCAGUGGAGUUUGUGGGACUUUCCAUUGCACCAUUUUAAGAGUAAAGGUGUGUGAGGACAGUG